Molecule: messenger RNA, 1454 nt
Organism: Nymphalis io (European peacock)
Lineage: Eukaryota; Metazoa; Arthropoda; Insecta; Lepidoptera; Nymphalidae
Exons: 9
Coding region: 57-1334 (425 amino acids)
Source: RefSeq, a predicted model, not a curated record
AUCAACCGGUGUCUCCUCACUCAAAUAAACGUUUGCAUUUCGAUCAGCUUAACAAAAUGUCAUGUUGUUUAAUAACUACAUUCAUUUUCAUUAUUUUAUUAGUGUUUUUCUUAAGAAAGAAAACUCCUGAUGCAAUAUUCGGAAUAUACUCAGUGCCUGGCAAAUGGUAUUAUUUAAAAUAUGUAGUGUUUUCUUGUCUCUAUUACUUUAGAAAGUACUCGAAGAAGAACAAUGGAGCUGGUUUGGAGGGACAUGCGGGACAAGGAGUGAGAGCUUUAGCAAAUCCAUCUGAAAUGGACAGAGCGCAACCUCUCAGUGAGCAUGCUAAGGCUUUCGAUGCAGUAUUCUUCAUAUCGGCGAUGAAAAAUAAAAAAGAAGACAAGGGCGUGUACGUCAUUUCCGGGUGUGAGCGACGGCCCAUGGGCAUGUGCAAUGGUCUAUUUUACAUUGGGUUGCCGGGUAAAGGACUUCUCUGCAGCAAGAAAUUACCGGAUACAGUCCUAUUCGGUGCUGAGAUUGGUGAAUUUGGAGCCGAAGGAAUAAUGAUGACACCCGUUGAACCAAUGAAGAAGUGGGCCGUGUCAUAUAGAGGACCAAUGUGGUACCAAAAUGACCCAAGCAAGGUGGUAGAUGUCGAAUUUAAUGGCGAGUGGAACGCAACCAGCAACUACUUCGACUACGAUUGUGAUCUGCAUCCGCCCGCUGUCAUCCGAUCCAUCGCUAGAGAAAAAUGGAGCAGGAAAUACUUUGAAUCACUUAAAACGGCUCACCAGUCUCACUAUGAACAAUUUGGUGAGAUGAAAUGCAAGUUCAAGAUAGACAAGGAUACUUUUGAAUACACACUGCCGUCGUUCAGAGAUCACAGUUUUGGUCAAAGACGAGAUUGGACUCUAAUGCAUAGAUAUGCCUUUCAUCAUAUCUUUCUGGAAGACGGUACUAAUAUCAGCGUUGGAGUUAUUUGUCAACCCUCCACUGCCACCAGUAUGGAAGCAGGAGUGGUUGGUCUACCCAAUGGAGAUCUUUUACCUGUAAAGUGGGUAGACCUGAAACUGUACCAGCACGGAGAGGGUGGCACAGCACCCCGAGAUUACGCUUUCAGAAUACAAGCAGGAGAUGAAGUGUACACUAUUCAGGUUUUGGUGGAAUAUGAAGCAAUCCACUACGUUUCACAAGAGUGGGACGCGCGGAUGGUGGAACGCUUUUGUAAAUUCAUCGUUAACGGCGUUCCUGGAAGAGGGGUCUCAGAGUUUCACUACCGGCACAAAGACGGCCGACCGGAGAGUGCAGCAAAGACCGAUCCAGAUUGGUUUAGAAAAAUGUGUCAUAAAAUUUAGAUACAUUAAUACACAUGUCUGUGGAAUACAGUUGGAUUUAUUUUGUUCUCAAUUUUAUGUUCUGGUUGCGAUUGUAUAUUGUUGGAUUAUUUAAAAUAAUUUAGUAAUUAAAAAAAAAUA